Castor canadensis (American beaver) is the source of this 3476-nucleotide messenger RNA. RefSeq names its product RNA binding motif protein 3 (gene Rbm3). Lineage: Eukaryota; Metazoa; Chordata; Mammalia; Rodentia; Castoridae. The record is from RefSeq and is a predicted model, not a curated record. Gene Ontology annotation, molecular function: RNA binding.
GUGACGAAGCCGCUACGUACGCUUUAUCAAGCCUCUUCCCGCGCGACAGCCUCCCUAUUCUUCCUGCUCCUCAGACCUUGUCGCCAGUCUGCCCUUUUUGCUUUUAAGAUCCCAGGACUCGAAUUUGCUACCAUGUCUUCUGAAGAAGGAAAACUCUUCGUGGGAGGACUAAACUUCAACACCGAUGAGCAGGCACUGGAAGACCACUUCAGCAGCUUCGGGCCUAUCUCUGAGGUGGUUGUUGUCAAGGACCGGGAGACUCAACGAUCCCGGGGUUUUGGCUUCAUCACCUUCACCAACCCAGAGCAUGCCUCAGAUGCCAUGAGAGCCAUGAAUGGAGAGUCCCUGGAUGGUCGCCAGAUCCGUGUGGACCAUGCAGGCAAGUCUGCCCGGGGCACCAGAGGGGGUGCCUUUGGGGCACAUGGUCGUGGUCGCAGCUACUCUAGAGGUGGUGGAGACCAGGGAUAUGGGAGCGGCAGGUACGACAGUCGACCUGGAGGUUAUGGAUAUGGAUACGGACGGUCUAGAGACUAUAGCGGCAGAAGCCAGGGUGGUUAUGACCGCUACUCGGGAGGAAAUUACAGAGACAAUUAUGACAACUGAAUUGAGGCACGAGUGCACAUAGUGUAGAUACACAAGGAAUAACACUUCUGAUCCAGGAUCGUCCUUCCAAAUCGCUGUGUUUAUAAAGAUUUUUGGAGCUGCGUUGAAACAUCUGUUUUAGUACAUCAACUUUUAUUUUUGAAAUGAGCUCCCAAGGUAGCUUGUUAAAGAUCUUUUUGUAAGCUCCAUGUAUUCUUUAAGAAUUUUUUUCCCAUUUAAAGACAAAUUCUGAGACAUUUGUGGAAUCCAGAUAUUUAUCUUUUUAUCAGGGUUUUUUUUGUUUGGGUUCUCAGGAUUAUUGCUUUUGACAAAAAAAUGUUUUGCCAGACUGAUUUUUUUUUUAAUGAAUGUGUAUCUAGGGACAUUUUUAAACCUUGUAUACAAUGUUUAUCAUGGUCAGAAAGUGAUUUCUGAACAUAACCUAUAAGCAGCCUUCAUCAAGAAUACAAUUAUUUGAGAGAUGUUUUUUAUUCAAGAUCACCGCCCUGAUUAUAUAGAAGAGCUUCUUUAAAAUGUUUGUGUCGUUUUUUUAAAUACUGGAAAAAAAAUUGUUGUGUCUCAUAGUAUUUAGUAUGUCCUUCAUGGAGCUGAUUAAAAAGAUGAAACGUGAACACGAAUUGAUACUGAUAAUGCUUUUUCCUUACUCAGUCCAGUUUACAAAAUAAUUGUAGAUGCAGGUCAGGAGGAGGGAAUCCUAGAAAGAAAUUUGUUGGGGUGGAGGUCGUCAGGGUUUGCCAAAAGGGUAGAAACCUCAAAUUGCAAAGCUUGGGUACACAUAUGGUGGGUAUGGGGUAGAGUUCCCCUAUAACUGGAAUUAGGUAUCCCAAGUUGAUGUCUUGCCAUUUAAUGUUUGCGUCUCUAGCCGAUCUUAGUUUUCUUAGUUCUGCCUCUCCCUUUAGUAAUGGUUCUAGUAGUUUUCUGUAUUGGGAUUUCACACCCCCCCUCAAUGGGUGUUAUUCUUCCAUUGGUUCCAUUUUCAGACAGAAAAACGAGUUGUGGCCAUGGUUUUCAACUGGCCAGUAUUGAGCCAAAUAUCACCAGGUUGCAGUCUCCCAAGAUACUACUACCCUGAGCUGCCUUAUUGCUUCAUUCAUAGGGCAUGGAGAUGUGAAUUGUGAGUCUUGGUCCUGGAGGCCUGCCUCUUGGACCUCCCAGCUAGUAGGGACAGGUCCUAAGGACUCUUUCUCCCUCCCAAAUGGUCAUGAAUUUGCUUUGGCAGGUGGAUGGAGACUCAGGAACUUACCAGACUUCUGCCUCACCCAGUGAGCCAAGCCCAGGUUAUGGGGCAUUGUGGCUAACCCCACCAGGUGGGUACUUGGUCUUAGGAGGCAUCCUUUGGGGACCUAAGGCGGUGGGAGCUAGCAGAACAAUGACUGCCUUAUAAGUGGGGAUUGGGGAAACCACUGCUACCUUUCUCAAGAGGAGAAAUGUACCUCUUACCCAGAGUCACCUCAGGUAGGAUCCCAUAAUCAGCCCUAAAAUUUCCACAACAGAAUCAUUCUGUAGGUUUGAUCAGUAAAGACCACAAAUAGCCUCAUAUGCUCUUACAGAAGCUGUCAUCCUGCUCUGCUUUCCAGCGUUCAGGAGGUGCAUUGUAAUAAUUCAGCCAUGGGAGGCCCGAACCACAACAAUUUUCAUUUUUUGCUGUUGUUUAUUCAGGGGAUCCAUUUAUUUACUUCAGGUGGUCAAAGCAGGAAAGGCCAUAGCAGUUUUCUAUGGUGCCAUGGUUGGUCCCUAAUAAAAUUCAAGAUUUGAGGCUCAAAGCAUUCACCCUUUCAUGGCUGAAAGGGGGAAUUGAACCUGAGCCUUGUGCUGCAUGCUAAGCAUACACUGCCACUGAUACUCCUAGUCCCAAAUAGUUAAUGCCAUAGCCACACCCUUUUUAGUUUUGGUGGUACUGGAGGUUGAACUCUGGGCCUUGUGCUUGAUCACUCUGUCAGGCCUAUUUUGUAUUGGGCUUUUUCAAGAUACGGUUUUGACAUUUUUGCCCAGGCUGAACUAUGAUCUCUGCCUCCCAAGUAGUUUGAAAUUUCCUUCAUAGUGCUUGUUAGGAGUUGCCUGCAUCUCACUAAUCAACUGGUUUUCCAUGAACCCACAUGGACUUAAAACCCCUAAACACUCAGGGCACCUGGAAACAUGUAUCCCAAGGCCUACAAAGCCUUUCAAACACUAGAUAUUGUCUGUACUGAAAACCUUUAUUUCUCUCACAGUAGUAGGAAUUUUUUUUUUGAUGGGACUGGGGCUUGAACUUAGGUCUUUCCAAGUGCAAAGCAGUUGCUUUAUUGCUUGAGCCACAGUUCUGUUCCAGUAAUGGGAAUUUAACCCAGGAACUUGGGGUUGCUAGGCAGGUGAGCCAUACCUCCAGCCCUUCCUCAGCCCCAAACAUUUUGGAUACUGCCCCCCUUCCCCUAAUCUUCAAGAUCCAAUCAGUAGCCAGUGUUACUAUUUGUGCCUGUUUAGAUAAGUCUUGAGGGUUUUUUAAUAAAUUCAUGACAAUAAGUCUUAAUAAACAGUUUUUUGUUAGUGAAGAUUGAUUCUAUGAGGUGGGACUCAAAUUUACAGUUUAUGCAUGAAGAUAAAGCUUCUUGUUAAAAAAAUUUGUGUGAUUCUGAAUAAACAUUUCUUUAUCCGGUGUUUGAGGUUUUUUGGGUUUUGUUGGGGGGGUGUGUCUGUUUUAUAGGGAUUGAAUGAAGGACUUUGGUGUGUGCUAAGUGUAUACUCCACCAGUGAACUGUAUGCCAUAAGCCCACAUUUUUUAAAUAUUCUUUCACUCAUACUAUUUUUAUGUUAUAAAGUGGAAUAUUAGCAAUGCCUACCACGAAAAACCAUCUGGUAAAGAAGAAACACCAAUGUCAACCUGCAUUGAAAUCCAA